GAAUUUAUUUUUUAUUAAAAGAUUAAAUAUCAAAAAAUAUCCCUUCAAUUAAUUAAUUUUUCACAAAUAAUUAAUUAUCUUUUUAACAAAAAUUAUUAUUUCAUUGAUUCAUUAUUCUUAAAUGAAUAUUUUUAUAAUAACAAUUAUUGAUUCAUUCUUCUUGAAUGAAUAUUUUAUAAAAAUCAUUAAUUUACAAAUGCCUCAAUCUUAAAAAUUAAAGAGUCCCGUCAGUAAAAAUCUAGAACCAACAGGCGGUUGCACUGUCCUUUAUACAUGUGCAAAAGGUCAUUCAUUUGUGAUAAAGAAAAUUCUAAAACUUUAUCACAAAUGUAGAAAAAAGAAGCAGAUACGAUUUAUUCGGCUUUAUCAAAAGACCUUUAGAAUUCGAGCCUUGCAAAGGUCAUUCAUUUGUGAUAAUGAAAAUUCUAAAACUUUAUCACAAAUGUGGAAAAAAGAAACAGAUACGAUUUAUUCUGCUUUAUCAAAAGACCUUUAGCAUUCGAGCCUUGCAAAGGUCAUUCAUUUGUAAUAAAGAAAAUUCUAAAACUUUAUCACAAAUGUGGAAAAAAGAAGCAGAUACGAUUUAUUCGACUUUAUCAAAAAUGAUGACCUUAGCAUACAAGGAGAUGUCACAUUCUUUAUUUAAUUAUGAUUUUUAUAAAGUAUUAGAUAGAAAAGUAUUAGAUAGAAAAAAUUCUAAAACUUUAUCACAAAUGUGGAAAAAAGAAGCAGAUACGAUUUAUUCGACUUUAUCAAAAAUGAUGACCUUAGCAUACAAGGAGAUGUCACAUUCUUUAUUUAAUUAUGAUUUUUAUAAAGUAUUAGAUAGAAAAGUAUUAGAUAGAAGUAAAUUCAUUUUGUUUAAAUAAAAAUAUUUUAAAUCAGAAUAGUAAAAAUACUUAUGCUCGAGAUACUUAAUAUACUCUACGUUAUUUAUCUAUUAAAAAUAUUAAAUAAAAGUAAAUUCCAAUUAAAUAAUUACAGUACUAAUAAUUAUACUUUCUAAAGGAAAUUAUUCUUAUAAAUGUACCGUUCAGAGGUGACCAUGUAUAUCAUAAAUUGUUGAAUGAGAUUGUUGUCACAUUAA
Messenger RNA from Rhizophagus irregularis DAOM 181602=DAOM 197198, 1087 nucleotides. The record is from RefSeq and is a predicted model, not a curated record. Lineage: Eukaryota; Fungi; Glomeromycota; Glomeromycetes; Glomerales; Glomeraceae.